GUCGCUAAGCAACCAGCCCCGGAAGUCGCGAGUCGGGGGCGGGCCCCGAGAGCGGGCGGAAGAUGGCGGAGGGCGGCCGCGCGGAGCCGGAGGAGCAGGAGAGGGGGUCCUCGAGGCCACGGCCCCCGAGUGCGCGGGACUUACAGUUGGCCUUGGCAGGACUGUACGAAGAGGAAGUGAAAUGCAAGUCUUCCAAGCCUGACAGACCUACAGCUGCAGCCUUUAAGAGUCCGCGGACACUGCCCCAUCGGCUUUAUUCAGGUGAACAGGAAUAUGGUGGAUUACAUAUAGUUCAACCUCCAACUGGGAAAAUUGUGAAUGAACUUUUCAAAGAGGCAAGGGAGCAUGGGGCCGUCCCUCUAAGUGAAGCUACAAGAUCUUCAAGUGAUGACAAAGCCAAGUCAUUUACAGGUGGAGGAUACAGAUUGGGCAGUUCCUUCUGUAAGCGUUCAGAGUACAUCUAUGGAGAACAUCAGCUGCAAGAUGUUCAAGUUUUGCUGAAGCUGUGGAGCAAUGGUUUUAGUUUAGAUGAUGGAGAAUUGAGACCUUACAAUGACCCAACAAAUGCUCAGUUUUUGGAAUCUGUUAAGAGAGGAGAGAUUCCCCUGGAGCUUCAGCGACUGGUCCAUGGCAGCCAAGUGAAUCUGGAUAUGGAGGAUCAUCAAGACCAAGAGUAUAUAAAACCCAGAUUGCGAUUUAAGGCUUUUAGUGGAGAAGGGCAAAAACUUGGAAGCCUUACACCUGAAAUCGUCAGUACUCCUUCCUCCCCAGAAGAAGAGGAUAAAUCAAUACUUAAUGCAGCUGUUCUUAUUGAUGAUUCAGUUCCCACUACAAAAAUUCAGAUCAGGUUGGCAGAUGGAAGUCGUCUGAUACAGAGAUUCAACAGCACACACAGGAUUCUGGAUGUCCGAGACUUUAUAAUACAGUCACGUCCUGAAUUUGCAACAACUGACUUUAUUCUUGUGACUUCGUUUCCAAGUAAAGAGCUGACAGAUGAAAGUCUGACCCUACAAGAAGCAGAUAUUCUUAAUACCGUGAUACUCCAACAGCUAAAAUAGUAUUGCUCCAACCCAUGUAGGAAUAGGUAAUGUGCGUAUUAGUAAAAUACUUUCAGCAUAAAAACAACCCAAUUUUUUACCAUUCAGAUAAAUUCUGUUUUUGCUGUUGAUCUAUCUUCCAGUAUUUGUCUAGAUAAAUUUAGACUACAGAUAGAUCUUGAUGUUUGAAUUUUUAGUUGCAGAGCUGGCUUCAAUUGAUAGCUGUAAACAUCUAGGUCAGCCAGCUUACUGUAUGCUCCGUGUCAAUGUAAUAAUGUUUUCAGAUGAAGUAAAAAGAACUCUUUUUUGGUAAAUGUAUUUGGUAAAAUUUGUGCUCAAGUUUUUUAAUGCAGCAAUGAACAGUAGCCAGUAAAGAUCCCUUUCUGUAAUAUAUACCAGAAUGUCUGCUCUGAGUUUGACACUGUUUGAUCAUAUAAUAAUUAAGAUUUUGCAUAUUCUUUUUACGUAUUGUUUGAACUAUGUUAGUAUUUUGGCCUUGUAUUUUGUAAAAUUGCAAGUAUCAUAAACUAAAUUUUAGUAGAUGUAAAAGUCAUCUGCUCUUGAGAAGACAUGAUAGACAGCACUUUAAAAUCAAGAAAUUAUAGUCCCUUCCAGAGCCUGCCUGGAUCACUUUCAUUUGUUCAUUCAACAUUUUAAUAGGGGAUCUAUUACACAUAGGAACGCUAUUGAAGGUAUGCAACCCAGAGUGUAUUCUUCAGUGUAUGAACUCUGUCUGAGAGACUGGAGCAAAAAUUACUAGCAAGAUGUUUGUUUUCCUUAUCCAGGCAUGUCUUAAAUGCUUCACAACAGAAAAGCAUGUUUCCCCUCAGACACCAUUCUAUCCUUAGUCACCAUUUCCAGGUAACUUUCUGUUGUUGAUGUAAGAAAUACAGAAUUUGUGACUGAAGUAGCACAGAUUUUAUUCUCUUAAAAGUAUGUAGGUCGGAAAUUGAAAAUGAGUUUCUCUGUGCUACAAUCAAGGUGUUGGUGGGACCCUAGACAAACAUUCUCUGGCUGUUGAGCCUCGAGAGGCCACCUCUGUUCCUUACCCAUGGUGCUCUCCCUCAUCGACCCGCCAGCACUUGUGUCCUUUGAGCCUUCUGUAGUUACACCGUUCUCUGCUUUUGAGGACAUGUAAGGUGAGAGAGGAUGCACAGACAAACGCACCCAUGAUCAUCGCCAAAUGUUACUUAUGGUAACCUUAAUCAUCCUUCAGAGCUGCUCUUUCCAUUUCAGUUACACCUUCAUGGGAGUGGGGACAUUGAUAUGGUCACUGUGGUGACAGCCCACAAUAUCUCAGAGAUUCAUUUACCAAAUAACUCCCCCCGUCCAUCCAGAGGUGCUCAGAAAUCUCAAUGUAUCCAACCGACUCAAAGUCCAAAACCUUAUCUGCAUUUCAUUGGUUCAGAAGUCCCAAAUCUCAUUAAGAUUAGCUAAAUUAAGUAGAGAUUUCAUCUCGGCCUAUGACACUAAAAGCUAAUUAUUUGCUCACAGGUAAGUGUCAGGACAGCUAUAGAAUAAGCUACGAACAUUGAUGUGUAAAAGACAGGAAACAGUGAAAAGUGGAGCCACUGUCACCAAGGAGCAUGCAAAUCCAACCAGACGUCCCAUCAACAUCUGAGGCCCAACAUUAAUGUGUGGCUCUCGUGACUUAGUCUUCUGAGUGUUGACUGUGUCGUCAUCUUCCUCUCACAGAAGCCGCACAGCUUGUUUCUUCUUCUCCUCGUGUUGUGCUGUGCACCUUUCACUUUACAAUGGCAACGAUCUGUCAAGAAACUUAAGGAUCUCCCGUGUGUCAUGGAGAUUGGCUCCAUCAAACAGGAAGUUCUUCCAAGCAUCUUUCUACUAACAGAAAUAAUCCCCUCACUAAUUUUUAGUUUUUCAGAGAAAACAGAACUGUGUCAUACCAUAAUCUCUUCGAGAGCCUUCUGUGUGACUGAAUAUGCAAACCAUUUUAUUACAUGUGUGGUGUGCAUGCUUGUGUGUGUGUCUGGACGGGUGUUUGGGAGAAGUCUGAAGUUGAUGUUGGGAAUCUUCCUCAAUCUCUUUCCACUGUAUUCAGUCAGUCAGGGUCUCAGGUAAACCCAGAGCUCAGCAGUACAGCUAGUCUGGCCAGCCUACUCCAGGAACUCCUGUCUCCACCCAACAUGGCAAGCACUUUAGCUCCUGAGCCGUUCCCAGCCCUUCAGACCUUUGGUUCCCUCUCGUGUUAUCUAAGAGUUGUACACCCACACCCUCGUUUCUGAACAUCAGCUUUCCCCACAGUGUUGUCACUUUUAAAAUACCUUUCUUAAGUGCUUGUCGUUCAGGUAGGACCGAGAAUUCCUUCCACUAAGCCCUGGUUUCUUCUUAUAUGUCACCUUUUCACACAGUUUCUGUUUACUGUAAAACUCACUAUAACCAGGAAGAGGAAAACAGGUUAAAGUUUACCUGAAAUUUUCAGCUUACUCUUAAGCUUAUCAUGUACAAAUCCUGCUUUGCACGUAACUGUACAACUCAGCUAAGCUGCAGUUCUAAAAGAUUACCAAAGCCAGCUGUGGGCACACAUGCCUGAUACCACCACUUCAGACCUAAGGAAAGAGCACUGUGACCUAGAGGCCAGCCUGGGCUAUAGUGUGAGACUGCCUUAAAAAAAAAAAACAAAAAAAAAAAAACAAAAAAACAGAUAAUCUAGCUUUCUGAUGAACCACACAGUGGCUGGAGGGAUGGAAUCAGCAGAUGGAGCAGGGAUGAGGAUCCAUUGAAAGCCUGGCAGGCAUAGUGGCUUCCUCUAGACUCAGCAUGUGGCAGAGCUCUGCAACACAGGACUAACCAGAUUAACUAAACAGGAUAGCUCCAGGUUCAGCAAGACCCUCCCCCUUCAAUAAAGAAUGUCAACUUCAGGCCUCUAGGCACACACAUGGGCUUGCAUACUGUGUGUGUGUAUGUGUGUGUGUGUGUGUGUGUGUGUCCCCACCCAACACAUACACACAAAAAGGACCAGUAACACCUUAUUCACUGUAAAUAAAAGGGCAUUACCUGUUUUAAAAACAGGGAAAAAAAUAUCCAACCCUUGUAAAAUAAUUUGAAUUUUUCUCGUAGCUUUUUUAUCAGUUGUGUUAAGUACCUACAAAUUCAAAUGCUAAUGACUGCCAUUUUUGUGUAUAAGUCUUCCAGAAGACAGAAGUGUGUGUUAUGACAAGAAUUGAAUGCCCAUACAAUGACAAGUCCUUUCACAGAUACUACAGUAUAGGCUUUAUUGAGAACCCAUUUAUUUAUACUGUAGUACUGUAACUUUUCACAUGUAUCAUCACAAAGCAAGGCCGCACAAUGACACCUUGUCAGACAAGUGUCUGCGGACAGUUGUUUCAAAUGAUGAUGUAAUAAAAAAGUUUGCAGUGUCUUCCUGCUAAUAGUGUUUUUGUUCAAACUUGUUGACUAUGUUUUUAAAAUUAUCCUUGAUGUGCAGUUUGAUUUCAGUGGUUGACUGGGUUACUUUGAACGUGAGUCUUCACGGGGUUUAAUUGCCCCUUGUUUGGGGGCAGAGACGGGCCUGAGCUAAGACAGUGUUGUCUCAGUUUCCUGUGGUUGGUUGUUUUUAUUCUACCACAUGAACAGAUUCAGGUACCUCCUGACUGUUUUCCCCUGUGUAUUUCUGAAAACAUUGGCAUAAAGUAUAUUAUAAUAAGGUACAUUCAGUUUUCCCCUUAUGAGUUUGUACCCAUGUUGAUAUUUGGCUAAUAGUGCUGAAAGCUGAAGAAAUUUUUAUAAAUCUCUAAAAUAUUUAGUGUACACUAAUUUCAAUUAAGAGUUGUAAACGCGUGCAUGUGUGCAUGCGUGUUUUAUAGCCCAGUACAAUGACCUAUGUGGCCUACAGCUAAUAACAUGUAGCUUCGCAGUUUUGCCUAAUAGAGAACGCAGAGCUGUGACAUGGGGGCCGUGGGAAGAUGGCUCUUUAGACAGUUUGAACUUGAUGACCUCUCUUCCUUAGAUAAAUGUUUACAUAGGAAGCAGAAAGACUCAGAAUCACUUUACUCCACAGCCACCUUAGGAGCUCCCUUGAUGCUGCAGUUGAUUUCGGAGGGGACUUCUGAAAGGGGAGAUGUCGGGAAAGCAAGUGAGUCUCCACUGGUUGUAUCAUAACACUCCCUGUACUGCAAGACCAAAUAAAUGACCAGUAAUUCAGUAUGUGGACAUAAAGACCUUGCACAGAAUUAUCAACACAGUCCUUUCCUGUUGGCAAGUUAAGAUAUUGUAUGCUAAUUAGGAACUCAAAAAGGGACCAGGAGAUUAAAGGUGGGUGUCAGCUGCCCCUGUGUUGAACAGUCUCUACCCUCCUUCCUUUUUCCCCUGCAGUUUGCAUUGGCUUGUAGUGUAUCUGAGUACUGAGCAUUCAGAAAGACAACUAAACGUCCUUGUGUUUUGUGACUGACUUGGUGUUUGUGCUUUUCUUCUCUACACAGUGUACAUUUGAAUGUGUCUUUCAGAACACUUAUUACGGAAGGUUCAUUGGUGUGGUUUUCAUAUUUAACAUCUUCCUUAUUUUAGUUUUGAUUUUUACCUCUAUGACAAAGUCUUAUUUCCUUGCUAACUUUGCCACUUUUAUUUUAAGAUCAAGAAUAAUAACUCAUUUUUAGUGUUAUAUGACAAUAUGUGUUAAUUAAAAAGUGGCAAAAAAAAAAAAAGGUACAGUUUUUCAGGAAAUGGUCGACUUGAACAUCGUAUGUGAGCAUAGUUGAGAGCAAGUGGAUGACCUGCUUUCAGUAGCCUGAAAUUUUUACUGAAGUUGAAUGUUGUAAGAGAAGUAAUUCUUAAAUGUUUAUAUUUUCUGUAGAUUAAUGUUAAGUUCAACAUUCCAUGGCAUGAGGUAUUUUUAUAUAAUAUUCAUAUAAUAAAGUUGUAUGCAAAUACA
Molecule: messenger RNA, 5928 nt
Organism: Peromyscus maniculatus bairdii (prairie deer mouse)
Lineage: Eukaryota; Metazoa; Chordata; Mammalia; Rodentia; Cricetidae
Gene: Ubxn2b
Product: UBX domain protein 2B
Biological process (GO): nuclear membrane reassembly; Golgi organization; membrane fusion
Cellular component (GO): cytosol; nucleus
Molecular function (GO): ubiquitin binding
Source: RefSeq, a predicted model, not a curated record